GACAUCACAUGAGAACUGAAGCGCAGUGUGCAGAACUGAGUGAGGAGCACGCAGCGCACUGGAGGACUCUACAUGACGAACCAGGUUUGAGGGUCGGACGGGACUCACAGCAGCUGGAUUUGUGUUCGAAUCAUGGGCAUGGACCGGCGGCGGAGAGCCUCGCUCGCGCUCACCUUGAACUUCCUCGCGCUGAUCCUCGCCAUAUGCGCUCUGACCACCAGCUACUGGUGCGAGGGCAACCGGAAAGUUGUCAAGCCCUUCUGUACCGGACCGGCGACCGUAAAACAGACGCACUGCAUUCGGUACAACAGCUCGAACAUCAACGACAGCCGGCUGGUUCAGUAUAUCUGGGAGACCGGCGAGGAUAAGUUUGUUCUGAGGAAGUUCCACACCGGCAUCUGGUUCUCCUGUGAGCAGAAUGUCGACCUUGUCGGUGAGAAAUGCAGAAGCUUCAUUAACGUCGCUCCUCCCCAUGAGAGAGGUGUCUUGUGGCUCUGCAUCGUGGCCGAGUGUCUCUACAUCUUACUGCUGGCCACCGGAGGGAUCCUCAUGUCCAUAGAGGUCUGCCAUUUCGGAAACGUCAUCGAUGGACUCAAACUGAAUGCCUUUGCAGCCAUAUUCACAGUCUUGUCAGGUCUUCUCGGUAUGGUAGCACACAUGAUGUUCACAACAGCGUUCCAGCUGACCGUGAGUCUGGGCCCUGAGGACUGGAAACCACAGAACUGGGACUACAGCUGGUCUUAUAUCUUGGCUUGGAGCUCGUUCACCGCCUGCAUGGCGUCGUCCGUCACCACCAUAAACAGAUACACUAAGACUAUUCUGGAGUUCAAACACAAGCGAAAGAACAUCGAGAAGAACCUGAAGAUCAAGCAGAAGCUGCUGGACCUGGACUCUCCAGACCAGGUGUGGGACAUGUACAUCAGCUCCGUCCCCAGCACAGCCGAGGAGUUUCUGGACCUGUCCACGUCCGGACGCAAGCUCUCCUCCAGCUCCGUCUUCCUGGACCUCAAUGAUCUGCCGGCUCCAGCACAGGGAGAGGAGUACUGCUGAAGACCGGCUCGCAUUCACACCACGGCUUUAAGCUUUGAUUCGAGGCAUUUCAAGGUUUCAUAACUGUGGCAUAAUGUUGCGUUUUUGUUGUGCUGUUGUUUGAAGGUGAUGCUGUGAGUUUUAGUUUAUUAAUGUGCUGACAAUGUGUGCGUAAAACAUAUUCUGGAACCAGAACUGGGAUGAAUGAACCAUUUUCCUCAAUCUUAGAGAAUAUAAUGUGACACAAGCCAAUUUUGUUAAUCUAAACACUGAAAUCGCUUUAGAAACAUGCCCUUACUUUGCAAAAAAUGAUGUUCUUUCUCAAUAUUUCUGUCUUGUUUUCCAGUACAAACAUCUAAACAUUCUUAAAUCAAGAAGAGACAUUUACUGGAGAUGCAAAAUGAUUGAAGAUAUUAAAGGAGAAAUCAACUUUUCCUUGAGCUUUUGAUAUAUAAGAGGUCAUCGUACUAUAAGAAUAUCCUGUAAGUUUCAGAACUGAAAACGUCCUUGUUAGUCCAAUAAAAGCUUUUAUUGACACCAGACCCAGCAAGCGACUGAUCCUGUCAUAGAUAGGUGAAACUCCGCCUCCGCAGAAGAAAUCAACGCCUACUUCAUCAUUGUAACGUUAGCCCCGCCCACUGGUGUGUUAGUGAGAUGAGGAGGAGAGAAGAGCGAUACAGGACUAAAAUAACAUUACCUUUCAAAAGAUCCUAAUGCUAGAAUAUGGUUAUUUAUUUUCAUCAAUGUGAAUGUCUCAGUUGAGCUUUAUUUAAUUGUAUUCGGUACAUUUUACUGUGGAUUCUUUGGUAAAUCAGUCGCAUUUUGGAGCAGGCUUUACAAACAGACUUUUACGAUAUGGACUCGACAGUAAUGCAACAACAUGUAAGAAACUGUGUUCUGAUAUUAAUGAUUCAUAUUAAUGAUUCAUGUACAGUCAGAUGUUCUUUGUCUAUGUGUCAGUAAAUCAAACCAGUGACUAAACGCUCAACUUCACGUUAGUAGGAUGAAAGUAAUCUGUUAUUUAAACGGUGAUUAAAUUAUAUAUAGAAAGCGAUCAAAGAACGCUCCCUUUACAAUCGCUGGAGCUGUCAAUCAAAGAGAGGACUCGCCAAAACUCCUGUUUUAUUAACGAAUCUCUUAGUUACAUCACAUUUGCACUGUUAGUUAUAAUGAAAGCAUUCGUUAGUGUGCAGAAAUUGAGUUGCAAUGACGAGAUCACUGCUUUCAUGUCUGUGAUCGGCUACAAUGUUCAUCACUGCAACCUUUCAUGUCACGAUCUAAAUGUAAUGUCAUAGAUCUAAAUAUAAUGCAACACUUUUCACAAUUAGUGAACCUUGAGAGCUGUAAUAGUAAAAACUUAGCUACUUCAUAUGCAAAGAUGUCAGCCAAUCACAGCAGUGGGCGUUUACACUGAAGUCUCACAGCAGACACGCCCCUUAAAACAGAGCGUUCAAAUAAGAGGCUAAAAUCAGGGUAGCAAAAAUGACUUUUAUUUAAAUCAACAGAUAUUUGUUAUUGUUUUAAGCUCAAACUCACUUCAUUUUGACACAUUUUUCAGAAAACAAGACUUAAUAUCUUCAGUCAUUUUGCUUCUCCAGUAAAUGUAUGUUGAUUUAAGAAUGUUUAGAUAUUUGUACUGGAAAACGAGACAAAAAUACUGAUUGAGAAGUUCAUUUUUUGCAGUGUUUUCUGUGUUUUCUGCCACUGACUCAGUAGAAACGUGUUCUACAUUUUGUGAAACUGUCUGCUGCUGUAUUUUCCCUCUGCGCUGUAUUAAGAAGUCAUUACCGAAUCGAUCCUGAGGUUCUGUAUCUUUUCUCUAUGUCAGUUUUAAUGAGACACAAAUUACAUUGCUGAGUGCCUUUGUUUGUGCUAUUGAUCCCAGUUCUUUAACCGUAGCAUGCAAAAGUCCUGGAACAGUUUGAUCAUCAACAUACUAUAAUAAUCUCAAUACAUAUUAAAUUAUUUUUGUCUAUUUUGUUAACUUAUCAGCUGAAAAAUCAAGAGAAUUAUUUUGCUUUUUUAGUGAAUCAUUUUGCAUUCAGUCAAAUGCAAAGAACUGUAUGAAUGUCACUGUGAAGAGAAAAGGUAGAAUUCCAGCAGCAUGCAAAUGUUUGCGAUAAAAGUACUGACUUUACCGUAGGAAAACAUGAUCCAUGAGGUCACGUUACUUGAAUCCUUCAUCAUCUCUUUAGGUUCUGUAUAUAUAACCUCAUUUAAACCCAUCUGAAUAAAUAAUGUAACAAUUGUCUUUGCACUGCCAAAAUGAACUGUUUACAUUUUAUGUGCAAUAAUGAAUGACAUAUACAUGAUUCAUAUAGUUUUUUACAGUAAUGUAAAGCAGCAUAGAAUGUACUGUAUUGUAGACUAAUGGUGUUAAAUGCAUGUCAGAUUGUUCAUGUUUAAUUUGAUAUUUGGCAAUUGCUGUAUUUGUUUGGUUGGUUAUUUUCACUUCAUUGGUUUCCUUUGUCUUUAUGUUGAUGAAAUGUACAGUAUAUUACAUUAAGUAUUUUACAAAAGCAGCCAGGCAUAGAGUAAUAGCACUGAACAAUGCAUUAUAAUAAAAAGAACCUUUAUAACCUGAAA
Ctenopharyngodon idella (grass carp) is the source of this 3615-nucleotide messenger RNA. RefSeq names its product gsg1-like 2b (gene gsg1l2b). The transcript is spliced from 5 exons. Bases 133 to 1050 code for a protein of 305 amino acids. Lineage: Eukaryota; Metazoa; Chordata; Actinopteri; Cypriniformes; Xenocyprididae. The record is from RefSeq and is a predicted model, not a curated record. Gene Ontology annotation, cellular component: plasma membrane.